AUGGAUUCAUCUGAUGAAUCUUCAGGAAAUAUUCGGGUGGUAUGUCGAAUUUGAAUAAUUAAAAUAUGAUGUCUCAGCAUGGAUAUAGCUUUUCGGUCAUGGAGCUUCGAGAACAUAUUUUAAUUAUAUCCGGUAAGGUUUUCAUCCCAGAAAUGGAGCCAUAUUAGGUAACUAAUCCUAAUACAUUUAGGACUAAUCUAAGUCAACUUUCGGGAGCUGGAUUUUACUUACUUACCCCCCCCCCCCUCCGUGAGCGAACAAAACCAUUAGAAAAAUCGCCAUUUUUUUGACCAAAAACCCACCCUCCGUGAGUGAACAAAAAUAUUUUUAAUAGAAAAAAUUUUUAAUAGAAAAAAAUUUUGCUAUAUAAGUGAUAAUUAGUAUAAUGAAAUCUAGAGCUAAUUCUGUUUAAUUUUAAAUAAAUUGCGUUUUAAAACAUAAAUUUUGCAAAUUAAAUUAGUAUUUGCUUCCCAAUUUUUGCAAAUUAGGAUUUUUUUUAAAUUUCGAAAAAAAUAUUUUUUAUAAAAUUUAUAUAUAAAUUGUUUUUAAAAAAAAAAAUUAACCCCCCCUCCGUGAGUGAACAAAAUUUUUUGUUCGCUCACGGAGGGGGGGGGGGGAGUUAGAAGGAAAGUGGGACUUGGAGUUGGAAAGGGGAAGCCCAUCAAAGCUUUUUACCGGCAACUCCCUAAAUGAAGCCAGGAGUUACGCUCUGUGCUGCAAGCUUUGCUUUUGGCCGGAAUUUCCAUUCUUUGGUAUUUUGUGCAGGAAGUCUCAUCUGCGUACAGCAUGGUGGCCAGCCUACUUUGCUCUCCGUUAGUCGCAAGCCUCAGUAAAGAGAACUUAACCCUCUGAUGGGAAGGCUGCAGGUGGACCAACUAUGCAAAAUAGAGAUGGGCAACACCAGGUGCUACCAGAGCUUUCCUAUAAUCUAACUUAAUGCUAAUGUUAAUGCUAUGUCGAUUUCGACCACUGAACGAAAAAGAAAAACAAAUAGAAGAAUCAGUUUGUGUGAAUUUCGACUCUGAUAACAAAACAGUUGCUAUAAAAUCUGAAGGGGAGCCCUUGAGAUUUUCCUACGAUUAUGUAUUCCCUCCCUCAACUCCACAAGCCAAAAUUUAUCAUAUCGCUGCUCGGCCAAUUGUAGAUGCAGUUAUGCAAGGAUUUAAUGGGACUGUGUUUGCUUAUGGGCAAACCUCUUCAGGAAAGACAUUUACAAUGACUGGAGUUUUAAAUGAUAAAGACCUAAUGGGCAUUAUUCCUAGAAUGAUUGGUGAUGCCUUCAUGAAGAUCUUGAAUUCUGAUCCUCAUUUAGAAUUUUCAGUUAAAGUAGGCUAUUGUGAGAUCUAUAUGGAAAAAAUCAAAGAUCUUCUUGAGCCUACGAAAAAUAACUUAAAGAUCCAUGAAGACAAAAUAAGAGGGGUUUAUAUCGAAGACUUAACAGAGCGAUACGUCUCAAAUGAAGACGAAGUCUAUGAACUUAUGAAUAUAGGAACAGGCAAUAGAGAAGUUGGAUACACACAUAUGAACGCAGGCUCUUCUCGAUCUCAUUCUAUAUUCUGCGUCACUCUGUCUCAAACCAACUCUUUAGAUUGUUCAACUAAAACAGGAAAAUUAUAUCUUGUUGACUUAGCUGGAAGUGAAAAAGUUGGUAAGACUGGAGCUGAAGGCAAAAGGCUAGAAGAAGCAAAAAAUAUUAAUAAAAGUUUAACUGCGCUUGGACAAGUGAUCAAUGCUUUAACUGAUGGAAAAAGCUCUCAUGUUCCUUACAGAGAUUCUAAGCUAACAAGAGUUCUUCAAGACUCCUUAGGUGGCAACUCAAAAACUUCAUUAAUCAUUACAUGCUCCCCUUCUGCUUAUAAUGAAGCAGAGACAGUCAGUACAUUACGCUUUGGAAUUCGAGCAAAGUCUAUUAAAAAUAAAGCAAAAGUAAACAAAGAAUAUACUGUCUCAGAACUCAAACUUAUGCUAGCAAAAGCAAAAGAAGAGAUCCAUAUGAAAGACAAAAAAAUAGAAAUGCUUGAGCAGAAAAUAGGAAAGCCUUUGAAUUAUGAAGAAAUGGAAACCAAGUCAAACUCAAAAGAAGACAUAAAAGAAGAAAGUGACGUCGAAAUCUCAAAAGUUUCAGCUCUAGACGAUAUCGUAGUAGAACUUGAAGAUACAAGGGAAAGGCUCACUAAAGAAGUCGAAAAAAACAUGAAACUAAAUGCAUUUCUUAUUGAAAAUGAAAAAGAAAUAUCAGAAAUCAGAGGGAAUUAUAGCUUUUUACUGCAGAGAACUAAUGAAGCUGCUGAUAAAAAUGCUUUAAAUGAAGAAAUUAUAAGGGAAAAAGAUGAACAGAUAGAACUGUUAAUGGAAGAAAUAGAAGAUCUGAAAAAUGAAAUGAAAAAUGUGUAUGACAAAAGAUUUGAAUUAGAACAAUCUUUUUGUGAUAAAGAUAUAGAAAUCAUUCAAUUAAAGUCCGAGCUUGAUGUACUGCCAAUUAAUGAUGAAAAUAUUUCAAAAUCUGCUUUAAAAGAGCAGCUAGAAGAGAGAGAUUAAUUAGGGAGGGUAAAAGCGGGGUUUAUUUCAGUCCCUGAUCCAGUCGAGCUCCAGCUUCACGCUCAAUGUGGCGCUAGUCACCAAAGCCACCUAACGCCCUUUUUCUGUCGAAGUCGUCAAAAAUGACGACAUCGACAUCUUCGGGAGACUCACCCGAGAGCCUGCUUGAACCAAAAACUUCAGCAAAGGACUCUCUUAGCCCCUGGUAGUGCUUACUCCCCCCUCCGUGAGUGAACAAAAAUUUUUUAUGGAAAAAAAAUUGAUAUAUAAAAUGAUAAUUAGUACAAUGAAAUCUAGAGCUAAUUCUGUUUAAUUUUGAACGAAUUGCUUUUUAAAAACAUAAAUUUUAUAAAUUAAAUUAAUAUUUGCUUUCCAAUUUUUGCGAAUUAGGAUUUUUUUAAAUUCGAAAAAAAAUAUUUUUUAUAAAAAAUUUAUAUAUAAAUUUUUUUAAAAAAAAAAAAUUAACCCCCUCCGUGAGUGAACAAAAUUUUUUGUUCACUCACGGAGGGGGGGGGGAGUUAGGGUAUGAGGGGAAUGUCCGAAGCCUACUCCGCCAUUUACAGGCAGCAUAAUGCUCCUCCAGAAGUGCCUGCUUGUAUUGCGCCAUCGGUCUUUCGCCUGUGGGUCGAGGAGAGGCCCAGUCAGCCCAAACCUGCUCCCACCCCGGAAACCACACCCCAUCCGACCCAGUGCCCUUCGGGGCCACCAUUUUGUUAAGUGACCCCGAAUUCUGGAACUUUUUCUUUUUCUGUUGGACUGCGGCCUUCGCCAUCAUGAAGGCGUAAUAUCUGCAGCUAGAAGAAGAAAUGGCGAAAAAUAAAGAUCUUUUAAUGAAAAUCAAUGAAUUUGAAAACUUGUUGCAAGUUAAAGCAAGUAUGGAAUCAGAAAUAGAAGUACAUAAAGAAAAAUGGAAUGGCGAUAAGCAAGAAUUGAUAGACGAACUUCAGCAAAAAUCAGAAAAAAUUAUCAAGCUCGAAUACGAUCUUGAUCAAUCUAAAGAAAAUUACAAAAAGCUUGAAUCCAGCUUAAAAAAAGAACUUAUUUGUUUAAGAGAAAUCUCUAUUACUCUAGGAAAGCAAUUAGAGCUAGUCUCAACAAAUAACAAUCAGCUAACUAAAGAGAAGUCUGAACUAGUUAUUGAAAAAAAUUCAUUAGAAAGAAAGCUCGCCAGAACUUUAAAACGAGCAAAACUGGCUGAAGAAGAAAUAAAAAAAUACAAAGACAUGAAAAACUUUGUAAAAAAUGAAACUUCAAGGGACAAAAAAAGAACGAAAACAGUAAUCGAUAGAUCAACUGAUUCAAAAAACUCACCUCCAAAGCCAGCAUUAAGGACAUCUUUAAACGCGCCUUUAAAUUACAACAUAAAAAAGACAGUCACUCGAAGAUCCUAUGCCACUAUCCAGAUGCUUGAUGCUAUAAAAGAAGUUGAUAAAAAGAAAAACGACAUGUCAGGGGAACUUGAUUUCACUGAUAUUCAGCCAUCUUCUGCAGGAAGAGAAAAAUGCAUUGUGUUUUAA
Blepharisma stoltei is the source of this 4055-nucleotide messenger RNA. The record is from the annotation of a GenBank genome assembly. NCBI's taxonomy places the organism in Eukaryota, Ciliophora, Heterotrichea, Heterotrichida, Blepharismidae.